AUGGGGGAUGGAAAGCCACCGGAUCCAACUGCAGGAACUCGACGUCCCCUUGAGGUCUCUUCAUUGUCGGACGGCAAGAAAGACAGCGACUCGAUUCACCAAAAGGAAAGAGUUCGACUGCUUACCUUGACGGACGACAAUACGAUGAUGGACGAGGUGAUGGUAGAAGAUAUUAUCGAGGAAGAACUAAAUCACAGCAGCAUGCCGGAAACCACAACAGAGGGGGGUAGGGUUCGCAACCUACUAGAACAAGGGCCAAAGCCGCAGCCUAAGUCGGUAGCCUGGGGUAUGGAAAGCAAGAAGUUGUUCAGUGAAGCAGUCAGGGAGGAAUCUUGGUAUGUAGCGGACUCGGACUAUGAAGAUGUGGCUGAGGCGAUUAGGGAAGAUGAUAACGAAUCCCCAGAUCAAGAGGAUAACAACCCUCUGUGCACCACUGUGCGAUUUACGCCAACCAAAUGGAGGAACUACAGACGCGAAUGGCGCUCAGCUAUCAUGGUCAAAGUGUUGGGUAGGACCUUUCCCUAUCCAAUCAUGGCCCCAUCCAGAUUACAAAUCGUGCCAAUGGGUUUUUCUUUUUCCGAUACACUAACAAGCUAG
Messenger RNA from Linum trigynum, 597 nucleotides. The record is from the annotation of a GenBank genome assembly. NCBI's taxonomy places the organism in Eukaryota, Viridiplantae, Streptophyta, Magnoliopsida, Malpighiales, Linaceae.